Fragaria vesca subsp. vesca is the source of this 1155-nucleotide messenger RNA. It is a transcript of the gene YUC8, whose product is annotated as putative flavin-containing monooxygenase YUCCA11-like. Gene Ontology annotation, molecular function: N,N-dimethylaniline monooxygenase activity; flavin adenine dinucleotide binding; NADP binding. Bases 1 to 1155 code for a protein of 384 amino acids. NCBI's taxonomy places the organism in Eukaryota, Viridiplantae, Streptophyta, Magnoliopsida, Rosales, Rosaceae. The transcript is spliced from 4 exons. The record is from RefSeq and is a predicted model, not a curated record.
AUGGAGGAAGUAGAUGUAGUCAUAAUAGGUGCAGGUCCUGCUGGUUUAGCAACCUCUGCAUGUCUGAACCGCCUCAAAAUCUCCAAUGUCGUGCUCGAAAGAGAAGAUUGCUGUGCUUCUCUUUGGAAGAACAGGUCAUAUGAUCGUUUGAAGCUUCACUUAGCAAAGCAAUUCUGUGAACUACCCUACAUGCCUUUCCCUGAAAACACACCCACAUAUGUUCCUAGGAAAGAGUUUAUUCAAUACCUAGAUACUUAUGUGUCCACUUUCAAGAUAAACCCUCUGUACCACAGGAGUGUGGAGACUGCCUCGUUUGAUGAGGAUGUGGGUAAAUGGUGUGUCCUUGUCAACAACACAGAACUGGGUGUACAAGAAAGUUACUACGCAAAGUUUCUCGUGGCAGCGACCGGUGAAAAUGGUGAAGGCUAUCUUCCUGAAACAAACGGUUUGGGUAGCUUUAAAGGCGAAAUCAUUCAUUCGAGUGAGUAUGGAAAUGGCAACAAGUACCGUGGGAAAAAUGUUUUAGUUGUCGGAUCUGGGAACUCCGGAAUGGAAAUUGCCUACGACUUAUCAAAUUCCGGCGCUAAUACUUCUAUUGUUAUCCGUAGCUUGGUACAUGUUCUUACCAAGGAGAUCGUGUUCAUUGGAAUGGUUCUGUCAAAGUACCUUCCCAUUAUGGUUGUUGAUGGCAUUGUCAUGUUCUUAACCAAGCUGAAAUUUGGAAAUUUAUCCAAGUAUGGGAUUCAAAAUCCAAAAAUGGGGCCAUUUCAUAUCAAGCAAAACGAGGGUCACUCCCCCAUCAUUGAUGUUGGAACUAUCAAAAAGAUCAAGAGUGGAGAUAUACAGGUUUUGCCAUCCAUAACAAACAUAGAAGGAAAUGAAAUCCGGUUCGAGAAUGGAUACCUUAAAUGGUAUGAUGCUAUAGUAUUUGCUACAGGCUAUAAGAGCACAGUGCUAAAGUGGCUCAAGGAUGAAAACAACCUCUUUGGUGACAAUGGAAUGCCCAAGAAAAGUUUUCCCAACCACUGGAAGUCACAAAAUGGCCUUUACUGUGCUGGAUUCUCCAAGCGUGGAUUGUUUGGCAUAUCAUACGAUGCACAACAUAUAUCAAAUGAUAUAAGUUUCUCUCUCAAUCAAAGCGAUAGAAAUAUAUGA